This is a messenger RNA of Hyalella azteca, 873 nucleotides long. RefSeq lists its product as uncharacterized. Lineage: Eukaryota; Metazoa; Arthropoda; Malacostraca; Amphipoda; Hyalellidae. The annotation marks the transcript as partial. The record is from RefSeq and is a predicted model, not a curated record. The transcript has 6 exons.
GAAGAACACUACGGGACGUUAAGAAGACGAUAUGGAGGCGGACGAGAUUGGACGGAACUCCAGAUUAUAAAGGGACGCGUCAAAUGCGAGGAGACCUGCAAGAAGGCAUUUGAGCUUUACAAAAAAACAAUGGAUUCAAAAAUCGAAUCCCAUGAGAGAUGUCUCUUAGAAGAUUCUCUUCUAAAAAGCUGUCACUCAGGGACAAAAAGCGAAGCUAUUUCAGCUUACAACAUGGCAAACCAAUACGCCAGUAACAACGCUUUGUUUGCAGUUGCAGCUGAAGUUAGGAAAAUCCUUGAACUGAACAUUGAAGAGCACUACGGGACCUAUGUUCAGAAGAACGACGAAAUGAAGCGAAAACGGCGCGUCAAAAUCGGUGAGACCAGCGAGAAGGCAUUUGAGAUUUACAAAAGAAGAAUGGAUUCUAAAAUCGAAUCCCAGCGAAGAUCUCUUGAAGAAUCUUUUCUAAAAAGCUAUCACUCAGAGUCAAAAAGCGAAGCUAUUGCAGCUUACGACAAGGAAAAUCAAUACGCCAACACCAACGCUUUGUUUGCAAUCGCAGCUGAAGUUAGGGCAAUCCUUGAAACGAACAUUGAAGAGCACUACGGAACCUAUGUUCAGAAGAACGACGAAAUGAAGCGAAAGGAGCGCGUCAAAAUCGAUGAGACCAGCGAGAAGGCAUUUGAGCUUUACAAAAGAACAAUGGAUUCAAAAAUCGAAUCCCAGCGAAGAUCUCUUGAAGAAUCAUUUCUAAAAAGAUGUCACUCAAACUCAAAAAACAAAGCUAUUGCAGCUUACAACAAGGAAAACCAAUACGCCAGAAACGACCCUUUGUUUGAAACUGCGGCUGACGCCAAGAAAAUCCUUGAAUUG